Talpa occidentalis (Iberian mole) is the source of this 6183-nucleotide messenger RNA. It is a transcript of the gene METTL8, whose product is annotated as methyltransferase 8, methylcytidine. Bases 406 to 1659 code for a protein of 417 amino acids. Lineage: Eukaryota; Metazoa; Chordata; Mammalia; Eulipotyphla; Talpidae. The transcript has 11 exons. The record is from RefSeq and is a predicted model, not a curated record. Gene Ontology annotation, molecular function: tRNA (cytidine-N3)-methyltransferase activity.
CUGUACCCAGUGCUUGUAUAAAUAAAUAAAAGAAAAGAAAAAAGAAAAGAAAAGAAUGACCUUAAAAAAAAUUAAAAAAAAAAAAAGAAAGAAAGAAAGCUGUCUCAGAUGACUAAGAUAAAGCAACUCACUGCUGACACUGUAACUCAUGUCCUAAGCCAAGCCCAGAUUUUGGUCAAAGUCUCCUUAGCAAAAUAAAGUGAAGGUUACAGUUUUACAAAGAGCACAUUCAAACUGUGUUAAUGAGACAAGUAUACUUUCCUCAUGCAAGUCUAGAAAAAUCAAAUAUCUCUUUUGCUGAGGUGCUUUUCUGAGGGACAUCUUGAGGAAGAGACCAGCAAAGGAAGAACUCCACCACCUCCCUCACAUAAGAGCUCCUAGGUCAUCUGCCCUAAGAGGACUGGGAUGGAGCAGGAAAAGGUCGCCUUAAAGUGCCAUAGAGUCCCUGGGAUCCCUUGUCAACAUCUCUGCACAAAGGUGCUGAUUAGGAUGAAUGUGAUUUGGAGAAAUUCUGUUUCCUGUCUAAGGAUAAAAAAGGUGCCACAUAGAUACCAAAGUGGUUCUCACCCACUGGUUCCUCUGGGAUCAAGAAUUUUAACUGACCCAGCCAAAGUUUUUGAACACAACAUGUGGGAUCAUAUGAAGUGGUCAAAAGAAGAUGAAGCAGCUGCCAGAAAAAAAGUAAUGGAAAACUCAGCUGUAAGAGUCCUUUUGGAAGAACAAGUUAAAUAUGAAAGUGAAGCCAGUAAAUACUGGGACACAUUUUACAAGAUUCAUAAGAAUAAAUUUUUCAAAGAUCGUAAUUGGUUAUUGAGGGAAUUUCCUGAAAUUCUUCCAACUGAUCAAAAAACUAAAGAGAAGGCAAGAGAAUUAUCAUGGGAUUAUGUUGAAACCAAUGCUACAGAUUGUUUCUCAAGAAUGCUCUGCCAUACUAUGUCUGGAAAGAAAAGUUCUGGUUCAUCAGGUAGUCAAAGCAAACCAGAAUCAGACUUUCUCAACCUGGACUCUAAAGAACACAGAAAAGUACCUCUGAAGAUGGAAUUUCCUGGCAGCAAGGCCACUUUCAGAAUCCUAGAGGUUGGCUGUGGUGCUGGAAAUAGUGUUUUUCCAAUUCUGAACACUUUGCAAGAUACUCCAGAGUCCUUUCUUUAUUGUUGUGAUUUUGCUUCUAGAGCUGUGGAACUAGUCAAGUCACACUCAUCCUACCGAGCAGCCCAGUGCUGUGCCUUCAUUCACGACAUUUGUGAUGAUGGCUCACCCUACCCUUUUCCAGAUGGGAUCCUGGAUGUCAUUCUCCUUGUCUUUGUGCUCUCUUCUAUUCAUCCUGACAGGAUGCAAGGUGUUGUAAACCGACUGUCCAAGUUACUGAAACCUGGAGGAAUGCUAUUAUUUCGGGACUAUGGAAGAUAUGACAAGACUCAGCUUCGUUUUAAAAGAGGGCAUUGUUUAUCAGAAAAUUUUUAUGUUCGAGGAGAUGGUACCAGAGCAUAUUUCUUUACAAAAGGGGAAGUCCACAAUAUAUUCUGUAUGGCUGGGUUAGACGAGAAGCAAAAUCUGGUUGAUCGUCGCUUACAAGUUAAUAGGAAAAAGCAAGUGAAAAUACACCGAGUGUGGGUUCAAGGCAAAUUCCAGAAACCACUACACUUGCUUACAAGUUAAUAGGAAAAAAGAAGUGAAAAUGGACCGAGUGUGGGCUCAAGACAAAUUCCACACAACAUUACACUUGACUCAAAAAAGCUCCAGAUUGGUGUUUUCACUUCUUUCUCAGACUGAAUUGUGGAACAUGUUAAGGUGCAAACCAGAGGACGACAUUAUUCAAAGAUUUCUGAUUUCUGUAAAUACUUCAUUUCUGAAAAGACAAUCCGAAAGGAAGGAGAGCAGUUGUAAAUCCUGCUGUUUAUCAUAGGUGAGCUAUUUGGUGCUUUGUAACCACAUGUAAAUGAUUUGAAAGUGUUACCAAAUUCUGGAUUUUCAAAUCUUAAUAUGCCCAAGCUUUUUUGGGUUUAUUAUGUCACACCAUGUUGUAUUCUUUGAAUUUUAUAAAUAUCCAAUUCAAUCACCAAUAUAAGUCAGAUGAUUCUGAGAAACCAUAAUCUGCCAUUUUGUAGAGGGAGAAAAAAAUUGUCUACUUAUAUAUGCAUUAGUCAGACACAACUGAAAUCUUGUCUAUUGUUAGGUGAUAACAGAAAGGCAGCUUACCUGGUUUUCAGGGCAAGUCACAAGAUCAAGAGGAAUGUGUAUUGCUUUUGGUUUUGUUUGUUUUCCCCCAAAGUUUUGUGUGUGUUGUUUUAUUUUUUUUUUUUUAAUUCAGAGACUCAUGUCUGAAAUAGAAUUUAGUUUCUCUUUCCUUUCUUAAAAUUGGGGAAGUAUGACUCAUGCUAACAUUAAAUUCAGACUUAUUAGAUAUACAAGUUGUUGUAAGUUCUCUUCAAGACAACUGUUAUACCCAAGGAAAAUAAUUCAAAUUAUGGCAAUUAAAAAGUCAGUUAUGACCUUUCCUCAAAAGGAUAUAUAAGUUGGCUUCCAUGUUGUACACUGUAAGAAUGGAGUUUCUAAGAAAGAUUUUUCAUCUGUUAUAUAAUGUUUACUGAGUACUUACAUUGUGCUGAAUUUAUGAAGUAAUACAGAGACCCAGCCCUGUCUUCAGAGAGCAUGAAUAAGAUUUAACAGUCAAAGCAAAAACACACAUCCAAACCUCUAAAUCAUGAUCCUAAGAUGUUAGUGUGUGAGCAAGCACUUACAGUUUAUCAAUUAGGGACUUUGAUUAUGAGCUAUAGCAAUCUGGAAGAAAUGGACAAUUUCUUGAAGGGACCACCUGAAUAAUUCAUUUCCUAUUGUUUUCCCUGUUUAAAUUCUCUAAAAAUUCCACUUCCUGGAAGAAUGUGAUUGGUCCAAUGUGGGUCAUAGAUUCAUCUCUUGAUAGGCUGGGGCAGGGUAGCUUUAUUGUCAGAAUGUAUAGAAUAAAGUUCCUCAAACAAAAAUUAACAAAAGAGGGAAGGGAUGCUACCCAGUCACAAACAACAUGUCUUAUUGUGGUAGACAGUAGUAAUAGCAGUUCUGAAGAGAGAGAAAUAUCAGCUCUGGAAAGAAUAGAGAAGAAGCAGGGUUCUGGGAGGAAGUAUGUUUAGGCCUUGAAUGUACAUUAUCAGAAUGUGGGGAGAAGACAAGUGUGUUUGGUGUGGUACAGUCUUGAAAAAGAAAAGUAGAAAAAAGAUGGUGUGGGAAUCAGCUCAUAGUUAGCCUUGAAAAAAGGAUUUGAAAAGAUGGAUUCUAAUCUCUAGACUGGAGCCAUCUGAGGUUCGUUUCUUUCCAUUUUAUCCUUGCCAUGGCAUGUUCUAAAUGUAUUUUGAGAGAUUGAUUGAGGAGUCAUCUAUAGAGUGGAAAGCGCUGAGGUUGCUAGUGUACAAACUGAGGGGUGUUCCAGGACCCCAAACCUGUACUCUCAAGAGUACAUUAUGCAUAUGCUACAUAAUGACAAAGCAUAUUCUUAGUGUGAAAGAUCUUUAAUAGCAUGAUUGUGCAUAAGGAAGGAAGAAGAGAAAGGAAGUAGUUUCCCAAUUGGGGAAACUACUGGUGGGGCCUCCCUGGUGGUGCAGGGGCUUAAGCGCAGCACCGUGAAGCUAUCCAAAGCCUCUGCAGCAUGAGUUCAAUCCCCAGACCUCCCUUGUCUCGCUCGCUGCUCCCCUCAGCAGUGUAUUUCAGUCUGCCUGUUCUGUUCCCCACUCUGUCUCUAGUGAAUCCUCUCACCCUCCACACCUCUGACCUGUACCCCAGUUCUUGUAUGCAAAAAUAAAUCUUUAAAAAAAAAAAAAAAAGAAAGAAAGAAACAUCCAGUUGCCCCUCAUGGGUAAAUGCCUAGCCAGACAGGGUUGGCCCAAGGCAAGGCAAUUGAGGCUCAAAAGCUUGCCAUAAGUCUAAGGCACCUUCUGGUGGGGAGCCAGAGGAAAUUGGCAGAAGGGAGCAGGCAAGUCUGGAAUGAAAGUAGCAAAAUCAAAGUACAAAUCAGGAUAAAGGCUGCCAUUGUCAGCUUCCCCAUGUCUCUCCCCCAUGCAUUUCUUCCAUGUCCCUCUAGUCCCUGGUGCAAGGCCAAGACUGAGAAGCAAGCAUAUUCUUCACAUGUCUCUUUGCUCCACACGUUUCCCCUCCUAUGUUUUCUUCUUCCAAGUGUCUCCACAAGUCUUUUUCCAAGUCUUCUCUCCAGUCAUCUCCAGGCUUCAUUAGGUGGUGCAGGCACAUAGAACCUUCCCUUUUUAUGGAGAUUACACUCUGCAGCAAGGUCAGAGAUGGGGGCGAGGAAGACCACAUUAAGUUUUUGUUUUGUUUUUUUUUUAACAAACUUCCUUGAUAUCAACUCCUUAGAAGUACAAUAUCAGGGUUUAGUUAAACAUACAUCAGUCCGUAAAUGCAACAGCUAAAACUUGCCUGAGACUCUCAACUCAGUUAUAUUUCAUAAUUAAAGUGUAAGUUUAAAAGCGACAAUAGUAAUGAAAGUAUUACAUACAAGGGCAGUUAGAUAAGUUAAUGUUGCUAUGGGAACCCCAGCAGAUCUUCUUGUGUCUCAAUUUAAAAAUCAUGGCCCAAGGUGGUUUUAAAAACAACAGAAGGUAAAAUUAUUCUCACAUUCUCACACAUGUAAAUUGUACUGUCUCUCUCAGUCCUAAAUAGCAGAUUCAAACAAACCUCUUAACUGGCGCGGUAAAAAUCAGGCUUUGUGUCUUUCUAUGAUGUAUUACAGCAUAUAGUUAACCUUUAGAAACUUCAAAAAUAUAUCAACCAAAAUUGAACUGCGAGACACAAACUGGGCUCUUUUGGGUACUGUCUAGCAUAGGCCUUCUCUUCCAGUGACUUCUCCGUAGGGCCAUUUCUACCAGUGUCUUCUGCUUCUCUGGUCAGUCUCUCUCAGCCAACUGAAGAAACCCCAUUCUUACAAUUUGCUGCAGACAAAAAUGUAGAUUUUGGCAGAGAGGGGAAAAAAAGAGAAACACUUGAUUGGCAACAUUGCCCAUAGCUAUAUUAAGAAAUCAGGAAGUAUUGCAAAUGUAUCUGCUUGGGUAUUAGUUUAAAAUAUUUGAUAAUUUUCUGAAAUUCUGAUUUUCCCCUCAUAUCCAUACGGACCAGUUAGAUAGGCAGAGUUUGACAUUUAAAAAUUCAUCUUCUGAGUGAACUGAAUUUCAAUAAGACCAUUUUCUUUUUAAAAGAAAAAGUAUAUUUCUUCAUCUUCUUGUAAAACAGAAACAAUGAAAUGUACUAUAUUAAAAAUGUACCCUCCAUUUUUCUCCAUUUCUAAAAAUUCAAUUUUGAGCAUUUGUAAAAAUUCUCAUACACAUGAAGAACCGUUUCAUAAGGUUGUAAGAGAGCCUGGGUAACAGCUUCUAUUAUUAAAAGUUUUGCAUUCAGUGUGACACACUUGUUUUAUUGAAACACCCAGUUAAUGUUGACUUCUGAGAACUUAUUUGCAUUGUUUGUCUCAGUUCCAUAUGCUUUGUCUCUAGAUUAUGAUCACAUCAUCGUUGCUACCAUUAUGCAAUCUAAAUUGUUGUUAUGCUCUGGUUUCUACAAGAAAAUUCACCCAUAUGCAGAGAACCAGACUUCUGGGCUUCAAAACCAUUUAAACUGUUAAACUAAAGGUAACUGAAAUUCUUGCCCCCAAAUUCCGUGCUUUCUCAAUUCCUUUGGUUUUCCAACUCAUCAAAGCCAAGUUCUAGAGCCUGAAUAUGUCAUGCAUUGUUACCUCUAAUUGGUUUUAAUGUUUAUUAUGCUCCUCACAAGUGCAGAUAACUUCACAUUUGCAUCACUAAUAGACUUCUUUCAGAGCAGAGGCUCGUUCUGCUUCCUGCCACUAUUAGUCAUCAGUAGAGGACUACUUGGCUGGGUAUUUUCCACAUUUGUGAAAGUAUGUUGUAAAUUCUAAAGCUCUGAAUAGAUAUGAGGUAUUGUUAUUAAUAACAGCAUUUACAAUCUGCAGGCAGCAUACAGAGUACUCCACAAACAGAAAUGUUUUCAAUGGUUUUAUGAGGCCUUGUGAGAAAGAGUAAGAUGCCCUGAAAUGUGUUGCCUCCGAGUCAGACAGGAAGCAUGGGUCCUAAGUUCCUGUCGAACCUCUUAGCUACUCUUAAUUUAUCUCUGAGCACUAAUUUUUUAUGUACUACACUUUUAUGUGCUGCAUUAUUCCUUCAUUUAUAU